UCACACACCUGAAUGUGAGUCACAUUUCUACCUCAGCAAAUAACUCUCUAUCCCUCUGGGCUUUGCCAAAGGGAAAAAUAAGAAGGUAAGAUGAAUUGAGGCACAAUAUGGAAUUUUGCAGCUAUAGAACUAUCAGAUGCGUCUGUAGUUUCAUUGCGCAUGAAUAAUGAAAAGCAAUAUCAUAUUAAAUAUGCACGUAAGCAUCUGAAUAAUGCAUUUCCCGAGACUAACUGUAUGCCACAGGUGAAAUGCUAUAUCUUGGCACUCUUCAUUGUCAUUUAUGAAAAAAAUAAUAAGCCUCAGUUAUGGAGAGUCCCUUGUAUCUACCUCCUCCUUGCAUAUGGUUGCCUUUGAAAAUAAACUCGACCACACACAAUUACGCACAUACCUAUAACUUGUGCUAUUCUCAAAAGCCGUGACUCAUCCGUGUUUGGCGGUUGUCACUCUCGGAACAUACAUUUUAAGGCUACACAUGAUGUUUGGAGACAGCUGGGGAAAAAUGAGGAAUGGAACAUUUUGCGUUACCAUGUAUCGUUCUAGUCCAAAAUGCCUAAUGUGUCCCCAAAUCGAUUGCAUGGGGAUGACUCCACGGUUUGACGGAAGGCGCAGAGUUCACUUCGUGACAGUGCCCUCCCCUAAGAUCUCCUCCGUGUUUUAAAGGCGAGCAGUGGGUGGUUAUGACGCGCAAACCCGUUCUAAAGGGAUAAGUGGAUGAUGAAACUGAGAUAAAAGCAGAGAUAUUUGUCUCACACAGCAUUUCAGAUUUUUUUUCUCCCGCGCCGCAUUCCGCUGGGUUUUUGCUCCCUCUCUGGAAGAACGGGAAGAUUCGAUGAGAAAAAGUUCAAAUUGUCUGCUUUUAACGCGGAGUACUACUCGCCAGCCACUCCAGAUAUGCAACGGCGACUCACAACAAUGUGGAAUGAUUCUUUCAGCACAUAUGGAAACUCUAACGACUGAAAGAAGAGUGUUUUAAGUAUUAAAAGCGGGAUCUAGGAGAAUGACGGCACCCAAAGAAGCGACGCCGUACUGGGACUAACUUGUGUAGUUUGGAGAAUCCUGUUUUCCCUCUCAACAAUUGACCUUGGAGUCUGCCGUUCCACUUGCGAUUUCAAGAAUACUGUAUUGCGCUAAACUAUCCAGUCUUCCCAGCCUCGAACGUGAAACAUUUGGAUCUACUUCUGCCGAAAUGGAGCUACUUCUGUUUUUCAGUGUAAUAACUUUGCCUCUGGCAAUGCGGCUGCAUGUUGGCAGUGCCGCAGGGUCAUCACUUAACUCUGUCAGCCCGCUGGCGUCUGGGAAGAACAUCGGGAGGCACUCCGCGGAGUGUCGCCAUAUGCUGAAGCAUCUCUACAGCGGGGCACAAGUUGCUGUGCACAUGCCCCCCAACAUCACCGGCCAGUGGGUCUCAUCUAGCUGUGAGGUGAGACCCGGUCCCGAGUUUCUCAUCAGGUCUUACAGUUUCCAUCACAACCACACCUUCCAUGCCUUGCAGUUCUACUACCGGGACAACCACUGCACCGAGCCCACCUACUCCCUCCUCAUCCAGGGGAGUGUGCGUGUGCAGCAGGCCUCUUGGGUCAUCCGUGGAGGCACGGAGGCGGACUACCAGCUCCAUCGCGUACUGCUGGUUUGCCACACAUCAGAGGCGGCGAGAGACCUCAGCGCCAAGUUGAGGCGGGACUGCGGGCAUGAAGAAGCUUUUAAACCCGAAAAAAGCUACGAGCUGUGGGACCACGCGACGGGACGGGACUGCACGGGCCCGCUCGGCUUCAGCAUGCAAGAGCUUCUGCUGCUGCGCGUGGAGAGACACUACAGACACGGAGACCCCGACAGCCAGAGCAAGGAGCUGCUUCUGGGGGACUUGCACACCGACGUGUCCCGGAGGAAAGUCCACAAGCCCUCCAGCUACCAGCCCCCUCUGCAAAGCAUCAAGCAUGACCACGACCACUCGUGCAUCGUUUGCCAGAUUGUGUCUCGCGGGACCCUCCAGCUGCCCCCCAGCCUGCCCCCCAAGGCCAAUGCCCCGGUCCGGGUGCAGGGACACUGGGUGAGCCAGCGCUGCGAGGUGCGCCCCGGCAUCCUCUUCCUCACCCGCCACUUCGUCUUCAACAGAGACGGCCACACCUGGGAGGGCUUCUACCACCACUACUCCGACCCCGUCUGUCGCAUGCCCACCUUCAGCAUGCACGCCAUUGGCCACUACAGCCAAGGGCAGCCCUCCGCCAAGGUCAUGGGCGGCACUGAGUUUGUCUUCACAGUGACCCAGAUGAAGGUGACACCGCUGGACCUGGCCACCACCUCCCUGCUCAACAUCUUCAGCGGUGACGAGUGUGGCCUGGAGGGUUCGUGGCGCCUGGGGGUGGAGCAGGACGUCACCCCCACCGCCGGGUGCGCCGCCCUGGGCAUCCGACUGCCCCACACCGAGCAUGAGCUGUUCCGCGUGGAACGAGACCCCUACGGCCGCCGCCUGCUUUACAACGGCCAGAGGCCCACCAACGGCUCCAGCCCGGAUCAGGCCCAAAAGAGGGCCACGUCCUACCAGCCUGCGCUAAUGCAGUGCUCCCCUGGCAACCACGGGGGCGUUCACACAGGCAGGGAGGGGGACCAGCACUUCAGGCUGGGGAACGGCAGCAGCCGUGGACUAUGGAGCCACCGUGGCUGGUGCUGCCAUGUGUUCCUGCUCUUGUGGGCAAUUAUGAUUUUACAGAUCAUCUAGUUUCGCGGAAGGGCACAAUGGCACAAGGACAUAUGCCUGCUUGUUCAGGCUUUUUUUUUCUUCUCAAGACAAGAGAAUGGAUGGACCAGCCUUGGUCGGUUUCAAAAGAUGUAUAAAAAAGGGAAAGUUCUCUCUGUAUAAGACUUGCUCAUGAAAUGAGCGCGCUGGACCCUUUGUAUUCCGAGGAGGUUCUUGAGAAUAAACAGAUGAAAGGACCUUGUCCUCCAUCUGCAGCUGUGAAGUGGAUGAUGGACAUUGAAAGAAACUGCUCAGCCAUGUUUGGUGCAAUGUUCUCAUCAUGAUCAAGAAGACGACAAGCUCGCGUGCCGAACUGAGAAUACAUAAUAGCAUUGCUACGCUACGUUGUCGUGAGUUCUUGCGGUCGGUGUUAUUUGUUCAAGAUGUUUGCACAAAAGGGAUUUCGCAGAAAGCUGAAAACAAACAUUUAAAUGUUGUACAGAAUGCUUCAGUUUUCAAAACAACGUUAUUUGCCUAAUGCUAGCAAACCACCAAAUCUCUCCAAAUAUACUAACAUCUUGCCUCCUGAAAGUUGGGCAAGCAAAGCUAUUUGUAAAUAGUGUGUUCUGUAUCAAGCUCGUCUUGUGUAUACUCGGGAUACGUGAUUAAGCCUAUGGUUGUCUGUGCUUGUGACAAGAUGGCAUAUUAAAACAGUCCCCUAAUGUGCCACAUACACACGCACACACAUACACAUGUAUUAUACACAAAGACAAGGGCAGGACAAAGGCAAAUGAAGGCGUGUUAAAGAAUGUUAGAUAUUUUUAUUUAAUCUUAUUUCAUGUUAAAUACCAUGGGACAGGAUUGUAAAGCAUGGAGUUCUUCAGUCAACAUUUGCCUCACACAGGUCAGGAUAUCUCAAUUUAUGCAAGGACAACUUUAAAAGAGAACAAACAAUAUCUGGAAGCCUGUUUUUUUGCUUCUGUGUAGUAUCAGAAAAAUAAAUUGUACAGAGGAAGAGGCACCCAUUUCAAGGUGGAGCUUUAACAUUCAUUGAGAAAAAUAAACAUUUUCAGAACUUA
Molecule: messenger RNA, 3753 nt
Organism: Engraulis encrasicolus (European anchovy)
Lineage: Eukaryota; Metazoa; Chordata; Actinopteri; Clupeiformes; Engraulidae
Product: protein APCDD1-like
Exons: 5
Coding region: 1187-2716 (509 amino acids)
Biological process (GO): negative regulation of Wnt signaling pathway
Cellular component (GO): plasma membrane
Molecular function (GO): Wnt-protein binding
Source: RefSeq, a predicted model, not a curated record